CAGACAAAAAUGCGUUUUUUUCACAUCAAAGCAAAGCGCUGCUUUUCCUGAUUUGAUUAGAUUGUGUGGGUGAAAAGUUUUGAUCUUGACGAAAAUAUCUGUAAUCUUCCCACCACAACUUCCUGACAGCGGACACACCACAACUAUUUAGACCCAUCAAGAAUAAUUUUUCUUCGAUAUAAAAAUUGAAGGCAGUGUUCUUGAAGUAUUGGCUACAGCAGUUUGUUUCACACCGAUAUCAAACAAGGGUUACGACAGCAUUUCUAUAUUAAUUUGCAAGAUAGAAAUAGAAUUGAAAAGAGUCUUACUUUCAAAACUGCCGCUUCGGGGCUGUAAGUUUCUUUCCUGCUUCCAAAAAGUAAAAGAGUUACGACGAGCAAAAUGUCGGGGUUUCUCGACGAGGAUCACGAUUUCGACUUCGACAAGAAGAAGGACAAGGGAUACAAGGAUAAGGGAUUCAAGGACAAGGACUACAAGGACAAGGGGUUUAAGGAAAAGGACAAGAAAAAGGAAAAGUUGAAGGACAAGGAUGGGAAGUUUGAUAAGGUAUAAAAACUAGAAGUCAAUUUGUAAAUGUGACGUACUACACUACGAUCACGACAAGACUAAAAAAAUGUGGCGUAAGUACAUCAUCUAUGGCAUGAAUCAAUGCAGAGCAGCGCACGCAAGAGAUGGAGAAGAAAGAUGUGAAAAUAUUUUGAAUGUGUGUUGCCGCAGUAUGGCAAAAAUACAACUUGUCAGGUUAUCAAAGAGAACGGGAAGAAGGUGGACAAGAACGGGAAGCCGAUUAAGAAGAAGAACAAAAACAAGAAGGAGCUGAAAUUCGACACGUUUAUCCACCGAGUGCUCAAGCAGGUGCACCCAAACAUCGGAAUUACGAAGCAGGGAAUGACAGUAAUGAACGACUUGGUGUGCAACGCCUUCUUCCAAAUUAGCGAGGAAGCCGGCAAACUCGUCAAGGUAUAGGAGUUUUUGGAUGCGAUUGUGCGGUUGCUUUUCUGUCCUCGUGGGACGAACGAGGACCCGCGGAGUAGUGCUUCUUUGCGUUACUUUCUCGAUGAAGAAUGCGGCGGGGCAUAGGAAUGCUAAUACAUAACCACUCAAAAAUUUCAUUUUCACUCAUAUUUGGAUUUUGGAAUAAAAAAUCCGUACUUCAGAUGGACAACCGAGACACCAUGAGCGCACGGGAUAUCAACUGCGCGGUCCGACUUAUCCUGCCAGGUACAUCUUGAUGUCAUGAUUUUUGCUGUGGUCUUAUUUAAUGCAGGGCUCGAUAGUGCCCAUGCCCUCACUGUCAUGCUUCCACUGCUGCGCGCGAUAAGUGACGAGUUGAUAUGCAGUGUAUGUUUUCAAUAAAGCACACUAACGAUGGAUGGACCAAUAAAACUCAACCAGGUGAGCUCGCGCAGCACAGCAAUGACGAGGGCAGUUCGGCGCUGAAGCACUACGAGCAAAACAGCAAAAAGGAUCUUGGACAUGGGAACAAGGGCACAAUGGACUGAACCAAGAGCCUGCUGUGGGUAAUGGUAAAUCUGGAAGGGGUUUGUCACAGUUCAAGCUUUUGCUGGUGGUUUCUGACUUGUUAUCUUCGAUGACAACCAAACAAAAACUCAAACAAAAGUUACACAGUGAAGAUGUCGAUCUCAGGCACGAGAAACAGAGAUACUUUUUUUGCUUUUUCGCUAGUCGAUAGAAUGACUCAGUAUGCAACGGGAGAAAGAGUGCAUCCAUUGCAGGGGGUCACUUUUCUUGGCAAGUCGAACUACUUCACCGGUCCCGCAAAGAAGCAGAAGAUCUCCUUUUUCUUGGUCCUUGACCGGGAUCCAACUAAUUCAAAAAUCGAACUUCUGAAGCACGCACAAUAUCUUGGAUGAGCAGCACACACUAGUAGGUUGGAAAAUAUUAAAGAUUUCCAUUGGACGAAGAAAAAGACCGCCAAUCCAAGCAGAAAGAACUAUCUCGCGAACUGUUUUUUUGCUUUUCGAACAAGUCCUUCAGUUUUUUGAUAUUAUAUCGUUCAUUCCUCGGCUGCAAAUAUCAUGCAUAGCUGUGGCCCCUUUUUCUAGAUUACUAACACCCACUAUUCUCAGCCUUCCCGCGCCCCUCGUUCGUCUUUUCUUGAUUUCAACGAGGCGCGGCUGCUUGGAAGGUCUGACUUUUCUGUUUUACCUCUUCUCUCCAGUAAGACUGGAUUCUAUGUCUCAGUAUCACCCGCUCGAGGACCACCACCCGAGUGAAAUACUAGCCGAGAAAACGUGCCGCCAGGAAGAAGGGGACGCACGAAACGAGAUGAAUUCGUGAUCCUUUUGUCUCCUGUUAUUGACGAGACGAGGACUACAACAGCGCAAAAACUUAUACGGCAGAUUUCUCAAAAAGACGCGCCACGGCUAGGAGGGCGAGCACGGGAGAAAAAAUAAUACUGGACAGGACUGCCGAGUCAUCACGACAUGGUACAACUAUGGGCAAGAGCUCUACAAUGCUCAUGCUUGUUCAAACUGUCGUCGGGAUUUUUUUAUCGUUGUUUGUCAUCGCGCUCCAUCGUCUUUACUGCUGCC
Molecule: messenger RNA, 2555 nt
Organism: Amoebophrya sp. A120
Lineage: Eukaryota; Dinophyceae; Syndiniales; Amoebophryaceae
Source: the annotation of a GenBank genome assembly